This is a messenger RNA of Bombus terrestris (buff-tailed bumblebee), 920 nucleotides long. It is a transcript of the gene Bin1, whose product is annotated as histone deacetylase complex subunit SAP18. The transcript is spliced from 5 exons. Gene Ontology annotation, molecular function: transcription corepressor activity; transcription factor binding. Gene Ontology annotation, biological process: negative regulation of DNA-templated transcription. Lineage: Eukaryota; Metazoa; Arthropoda; Insecta; Hymenoptera; Apidae. Gene Ontology annotation, cellular component: nucleus. The coding region runs from base 396 to 836 and encodes 146 amino acids. The record is from RefSeq and is a predicted model, not a curated record.
CUGGAAAUAAAUUUACCAUAAUGAUUUUGAAUGCAACCCCCUUCACGACUGGUUUGUGAAAAGUAUACUUUCCUAAUCCUCUUAUCGAAUAUUACAUUAAAUAUAUGCAUAUGUGACCUCAAAUGGUCAUUCCAUACAAGUUAAAGAAAUGAAAAAAUAACCUAACCGGGUCUAUGGAAAUGGAUAGUCUACUGUUAGAUGUGUAGUAAAUUGAUUGAUUAAAUCAAGUAAUUCUAAAAAAGCAAUAUUUUCUUCCAUGUAUGCACAACAAACAAUUUCAAAUUUCGCAUAUCGAUAUCGCUACACAUGAAACCAAUUUCACACGAUAGCGUAACAUCACAUGUAAACGGUAGUUAGAACAUUUGUGUACAUACAUCAAGAAAGCAAUAGAGUCCAUGGUAGUAGAUGAAAAGCAAUUACCAGAGAAACCCAUAGACAGAGAAAAAACAUGUCCACUUUUACUCCGAGUAUUUUGUAAUACAGGAAGACAUCACAAUAUAAUGGAAUAUAGUAGGGGAAAUGUCCCCUCAAAUGAAUUACAAAUAUAUACAUGGAUGGACGCAACCUUACGAGAGAUUACAGGUUUAGUUAAAGAAGUAAAUCCAGAUGCUAGAAGUAAAGGAACAUAUUUUGAUUUUUCAUUAGUAACACCAGAAUUACGAAAUUCUGGAUAUCGCAUGAGAGAAAUCGGUGUUACUUGUUCAGGACAAAAGGGUGCAGAUGAUAAUAAAACACUUGCUCAAGCACGAUUUACAAUUGGUGAUUAUUUAGAUAUAUCAAUAACACCACCAAAUCGACAACCAGCAAUUAGACGUGGUGCACUACGUCAAUACUAAUUUAAGUAACAAAGAUUUUAUUUACUGGAACUUAUGUUAACAAUUUAUUAGUUUUCUAUUAAUAAAUAAUAUAUAAUACUGAAA